Molecule: messenger RNA, 1633 nt
Organism: Annulohypoxylon maeteangense
Lineage: Eukaryota; Fungi; Ascomycota; Sordariomycetes; Xylariales; Hypoxylaceae
Product: class II peroxidase
Exons: 3
Coding region: 486-1289 (267 amino acids)
Biological process (GO): response to oxidative stress
Molecular function (GO): heme binding; peroxidase activity
Source: RefSeq, a predicted model, not a curated record
AGUUGUCCGCAGAAAAAAACAUGAGCCGGAUCUCGUUUAGCAUCUCGGUUGGCGUCCUUGCAACCGUCUGCGUGGCUCCAUCUCGGUCUGGGCGUUAUUCAACCAUUCGCUGAUGCGUCCUAGGGGACCACCCUCGGGGGGACCAAGCGAAGAUAACCAUGUACGCCAUGCAGGGUCUUCCAACGAGAGCCCAACAACUCCAGGGGAGAGGUAUCACAGCUUCUAUUAGGGGCCUAUCGGUUUAGGAGUAAACAUUUUUUUGAUAUAUAAGUGUGAGGGGAAACUACACCCUCAACUUUUGCUGAGGCCGACAACAUCUCAUCAGCUUUCACUCUCCUAUUCCCAAUCAUACCUCUACUCCUGAGCAGGUUACUUGCGAGUUACUUUCGAUCGUUACCGAUAUCUAUCACUCUACAGCUAUCCCAAACAUACUACGUCAUCCCGUUUACAUAUUCAUUGUAUCACUCGACAGCAACUCCUACAAAAUGCACUCAUUCAGACCUACGGUUCUCCUCACGGCUCUCGCAGCCAGUUGCGGUCUUGUGCAAGCCCAAUGCCCUUCAGUCUGGACUGACGUCGCUGCGGAAUUGAAGACAACCUUCAUAGACAGCAGCGGCAACUGCAACGACGACGCCCGUGCGGCUAUCAGACUUGCCUUCCACGACUGCUUCCCCGGUGCAUGUGAUGGGUCCGUAAUCUUGGCAGACGAGUGCACCGACCGCGGCGAGAACACUCAGAUGAUUGGCAUAUGCUCGACCUUAGGGACCAUGGCAUCGAACUUCACUGUUGGUACCGCUGACCUGAUCCAAUUCGCUGCCGCAUUCGGAAUAGCCUCCUGCCCAGGCCUCCCCUCCAUCGCCGUCAAAGUCGGCAGGACAGACUCCUCGACCGCGAACGCGGCGGGUCAGAUGCCCGGGGCCAACGACAACGCGACCUCGAUCGUCGCCGCGUUCGCAGCCAAGGGGUUCACGUCCACGGAACUAGUCGCCCUCGUGGGAGCCCACAGCGCCGCCAAGGAUCUAAAUGGAAAUGGCCUGGACUCGACGAUCGACGACCUCGACACGAACUUCUACACGGAGACCGCGGCCGGCACCGCACCCGCGAGUCUUAAUAGCGAUAUCUCCAUGAGCAACUCGUCCGAGACGAAAGCCGAUUGGAAUACCUUCGGCGCGGACGCUUCGUCUUGGGCUGAUGCAUUUGUACCAGCGAUGGAGAAGUUAAGCCUCCUCGGCAACGACGCGUCCAGCUUGACAGACUGCACAAGCGUCAUCACAGCCGCAUUCGCAUAACCACCAUUAAUCAUUUAUUGUUCAUAAUUUUUAUUACAUACAUACAUAUGUCCCUGAGCUGAUAAUCGACUCACGUCGAUCGCGCUGCGCAAUUAGUACCUGUAUAAUAUAGCGGCGCCAGGGCUUGUAUAUGAUGGUAUGGAGUGGAGGGCGUUCAGGCGAAUACGGUACACGAAAAGAUAAUUUCGUUGAGGCUAUGGCGAAAAGGGGGGUUGCAUGGGUGGUUGGUUGGUUGGUUAUAAUAGGGGUUUUAUUUGGUCCUUGUGACUCACUUUUUCGUACAUGUUUAAGUGGUUUAAUUGAUUUACUGAAAAUACUUAACGUCGCUAAUGUCCAUAAUCAUG